Ophidiomyces ophidiicola is the source of this 3294-nucleotide messenger RNA. It is a transcript of the gene UTP22, whose product is annotated as U3 snoRNP protein. Gene Ontology annotation, cellular component: UTP-C complex; small-subunit processome; CURI complex. Gene Ontology annotation, biological process: rRNA processing; tRNA export from nucleus. Lineage: Eukaryota; Fungi; Ascomycota; Eurotiomycetes; Onygenales; Onygenaceae. Bases 1 to 3294 code for a protein of 1097 amino acids. The transcript has a single exon. The record is from RefSeq and is a predicted model, not a curated record.
AUGGCAUAUAUGUUCAGCCCGAGUGCGAAAAGAAGAAAGCUAGAUGACCUAGACGAGGAGACCAAUGGAAGUACGAAUAUCCAUCAACAAGACGUAUCUACACUACCGCGAUUAAGGAAAAUCGAGGCUUUUCUCAGUCUUUCUCCUGCAAAUCGGCUGACUCCUGCCAGUGGCCAGUUUAGGCCAACUCUUUUUAAGUUGCAAAUCGAUGAACUGAUUUCGCAGUUACGUUUCGGUUCCAUAAAACAUCUUAAAUCUGUGGAAAAAGUCCUCCCACAGCUAAAGAGCAUAAUUGAAAACGUCCCAGAAUCCCCUGAAAAACCAACACAUGAGGCUGAAGAAUAUUUGCAGCGAAUAUUUGGUGUUAUUGUUCCUUUCCCCGAGCCGCGACCGCAGUGCAAUGCCCAAUACAAAUUCGAGUAUAAGAAGCCCGCAAGCAUCAAUGUUGCGGGAAGCAUUGCACUUGGCACUGCAUUAAAGGAUCUAGAGGAACCUUCUAUGGAUCUAGUAGUGACAAUUCCCAGGGCCAUGAUACGCAAAAAGGACUACCUUGAUUAUAGGUAUCUUUACAAGCGUGCCUACUACAUAGCUUCGAUUGCAGCGGGCAUCAAAGACUCUAAGGAAGUGUCCUUUGAUUUAAAGUAUACUUACCAGGAUGACGAUAAAUUACGACCUAUUUUGCUUGUCACACUGAAUGAGGGACCGAGUGAACAUAGUCAGCAUUCAAGAGUCUGCAUUCGCAUCUUGACUACGAUGGAGUAUGAUGUAUUCCCUGUCACUCAUACCAUGCCAGGGAGCAAUAAUAUUCGCCGGAAUUUCCCCGGUGAUGACGGGCAACAAUCAUUAACGUCAUUUACUGCUUUUUAUAAUGCUACACUUCGUUCGGAAUCAUGCAUUACAUCUUAUCAUAUGCUUCUAUCUCAGGCCUGUACCAGGUGCAGUGCAUUCCGAGCUGCCUCUAUUUUAGGCCAGGCUUGGCUCCGUCAAAGAGGUUUUGGCAGCUCCGUCGUUCGAGGUGGCUUUGGCUAUUUUGAAUGGGCAACCAGUAUUGCCUUACUUUUGGAAACUGGGUCUACAGAUGGAACUCCACUUUUCUCCUCAAGUUAUAGCCCUUACCAAAUUUUCAAAGCCAUGAUGCAAUUUCUUGACGACAAAGAUUUAACAAAUCCAUUUAUAGUUCUCAAUAUGGACACGCCACACAGAAUCGUGUCCAGCAAAUAUCCAGUUCUGUUUGAUGGAAAACGGGGACUGAAUCUGCUUUAUAAAAUGACUCCCUGGUCAUAUCAACUGCUUCGCUAUGAAGCCAGGAUGACCUUGAAGAUGCUGAAUGACCCCGCGCCUCGUUGUUUCGACCACACCUUCAUAAAAAGAGCGGACUAUGCAUUGUGUAGAUUCGAUCAAGUUGUCACGCUAAAAUCGAAUAUCAUUCUCGCGUCUGCUUUCGAUAGCUUCUCCUAUUGCAACUCCAUCUACAACAUGCUGUCAGAGGCUCUUGGCGACAGGGCAAAACUUAUACAUAUCACUUGUGAUGACACCUUUCAGUGGCACGUUGGACCAGGAAAAGCUUAUACAGAAACCAAAGCUGUCGUUGUGGGCUUAAUCCUCAAUUCGGAUACAUGUUCUCGGAUCGUCGAUCGUGGUCCCACCGCCGACGAUAAACAAGCAGGUCUGACAUUUCGAAAAUUCUGGGGGAGCAAGGCUGAGUUAAGGCGGUUCAAUGAUGGCACAAUUGCUGAAAGCCUAGUUUGGUCUGAUCAUCAUGCAGAUGGAUCGAUAUCUCAACAAAUCAUUGCCCAUAUACUCGGCCUACAUUUUGGGUUACAACUGCUCACUGGGCCGAAUCUCUUCGAAGAGUCUCAUAGUAUUCAGAAUAUAGCAAAAUCCACUCUAAUAUUUAAGCCAAUAUUAGAAGCGCUCCGGUCUCUUGAAAAUACCCUUCGUGAUAUACAGGGCUUGCCCCUGGCGUUUCGUCAACUCUAUGGAGCAAACCCUGCUCUACGUUAUUCUUCUCUUGGUAAUCCAACGACCCAACAACUCUCGCUUUGUCCCAUAGAUGUGAUACUCCAACUUGAGGGCUCUUCCAGGUGGCCCGAUGAUCUGGCUGCGAUCCAGGCCACCAAACUGUCUUUUCUUACCAGGAUAGGGGAAUUGCUAGGUCAAUCUCGGAAUGCUAUGCCAUGUAAGAUUGGCUUGGAAUCACAUUCUACUCGGGUUCAAAACGUUGCCUUUCUUGACAUUAGCUCAUCACCUUUGGCCACUUUUCGGCUACGAAUAGCAUAUGAACGUGAGCAGGAGUUGUUAGAAAAUCAGCUCAGAGACUAUUCUUUGACGAAAUGGAAAAAAGAAGAAGCUGCGCUUGCACUGCUCUGCCACCAACGGUCUUUCAGCCAACAGGUUCAACACACCCAGGCAUUUCAAACGCUUGCUACUCGCUUCCCGGUUUUAUCCUCUACGAUUCGCGUAUUCAAAUUAUGGGUGAAUUCGCACUUACUUAAGGGAUAUUUUUGCGAUGAACUCCUGGAAUUAUUGGUCUGUCACGUCUUCCUGCAUCCUUCUCCUUGGUCGACACCGUGCACUGUUGCCAAUGGCCUACUCCGCACCCUACACCUCCUUGCAAAUUGGAAUUGGCAACAAGAACCUCUUGUGCUUCAUAUCGAUGACAGCCUAACCCACCAAGACUUGAAUAACAUAAGCGCCAAAUUUACUUCGUGGCGAAAAAUCGAUCCUCUCAUGAAUACUGUGAGCUUCUUCAUAGCGUCCACACUUGAUCAUAGUGGCGUUAUCUGGUCGCGACAGGCAAAACCGCCGAGGGUUAUCGCAUUGAGGUUACAAAGUCUCGCAAAAGCAGCGAUGGAGGUCGUCAAGCAACAAGGUAUAGAUUUACGUUUCUCGCAGCUUUUUUACUCACGUAACCGAAACUUUGAUUUUCUACUCUGCAUCAACCCAAAAUUCGUCAAUGACAACCGACCAGUAUAUAGAAAUCUUCCGAACUCCAACCAUAUUUCAGGAAGAGCAGCAGUUGUCCAUUUUAUUAAUGAACUACAUCGUUUGUACGGAAGUCACAUUUUGUUUUUCUACGACUUCGAAGAGCGUAACAUUGUUGCAGGCCUUUGGAAACCGCAGUCUAUAAAGCCCCGCACAUUCGGGUUGAAACUAAGCUAUUCAUCAACGCCGGCGACAGGUCCCGAGGCCGGAGAAAAUAUGGUAGUCUUGAGGAAGGAUGCGACAUUACAUGCCAUCGCCACUCUCGGCGGAGACCUUAUCGAGAAAGUACAGGUGAACAGCAACCUAUGA